AUGGAAGAUAAGAAACUUGCUCCAGCUAUGAGUGAAUCCUCAUUUACCAAAAAAGCCUCACAAAUCUCAGUGAAUAAUCACUUACUCCCCCUCCGUGAGUGAAUAAAACAUUUAGAAAAAUCCUUAUUCUUUGCCCAAAAACCCACCCUCCGUGAGCGAACAAAAAUUUUUUUAAUAUUUAUGGGGGAAAAUUUUUGAUAUAUAAGUGAUAACUAGUAUCAUGAAAUCUCGAGCUAAUUCUGUUUAAUUUUAAACAAAUUGCGUUUUAAAACAAAAUUUUACAAAUUAAAUUAAUAUUUGCCUUCCAAUUUUCGAGAAGUGGGAUUUUAUUAAAUUCCGAAAAAUUUUUUUUUCUUUAAAAUUUAUAUAUAAUUUUUUUUAAAAAAAAAAUUAGCGAACAAGAUUUUUUUGUUCGCUCACGGAGGGAGGGAGUUAAGAAAUCUAGAAUAUAGUCCGAUGAAAAGAGCUCAUGUCACAAUACCAAAAAUUUCAAAUGGUGAAGAACUAAAUAUUUUUAAUUUGUUUGCACUUCACGCAAAUUAUAGCAACAUUAAUAUCAACAUUCCAGCCACAUUAAUUCGAGUAGAAAACUCUAAUUAUCCUUAUAUAGUCCAAACGAGUAAAACUGGUACAGUUAUAUCAAGGUUAUGCCUUGAUCAAGACUUCUUUUUGCUUACACCAGAGAAAUCUGCCCAGGAUAUUCCGAUUUAUUGUUAUAAACUGUCAAAUGCCAACACUGUUUUUCUGUAUUCGAAAGAAAAUGCUGAAGGACUAUGAAGGUUGCCGUCAGACUCAUUAGGGAUGAUGCAGCAGUUUGUGGCUUGUCAAACCAAAAAUGCUUCAAUAACUCGUGUUUAUUGGAAGGUUGGAAUGAAGAGCCAACAUUUUGUUAUGAUUAAUAGAGAAAAUCCGAAAUGCAACUCAAGCAUUAAGUUGAAAAAAACUCAGACACCCUGCUUAAUCCCCUUCCAUUAUGAGUCAAAAAAUAUUAUAAAAAUAUUUUGAUAUAUAAAUGAUAAUUAUUAUAACAAAACUGUAUUGAAGUUAAAUAGCUUGCAUUAUUAAGCAUGAAUUGAUAAAAUUUUACAUAUAAAUAAAAUGGCCAUUAUGUCCAGCCUACCCUCUCAGUGACUGUAGCACGUGUAUACUAGGGCAUGAUUUUUGGAGCUGCGAGUUGGACCAUCAACAUCUGGCAACCCGGAAGUGAGGAACUUAAGAACAAUUCUAGUUUUUGCAGCCUGGUCCAAUGGGCAAUUACUUGAGAUUCUUUUUUCGCAGCAGCUAAACUAGUGGGUGUCUAAGAUGGAGCAGAGGAUUACUUGCUCAAACUGCUUGCUGUGACUUGUUACAAAUUUUUGAAGCGAUUAGUAUUUUUCUAGAGAUGAACUAAAUAAAGGAGAGAUAAAUUAGACGAAGACAAGACGGUCCCUCUAGCAAAAGGCCCUUAAAUAGAGCGAUCUAACCAUGGGUUUGAUGAAGGAGAUAUCGUAAUAAGAGCUAAGGGACUGAUUUAGAAAUGGUAGCACUCAGCAAAGGUCUUCAGACUUAGCAGUGCUGCUUAGUAAGAAGAAGCGAAGUAUGACUUUGGUCGGAGAUUUUAAAUGGUCAGAUCUCAUGUCAAAAACAUCAAAAUCCAUUAAUAAUCCAUUCACCGUAAACACACUUUCCAAACCUUUUAAAAAAGCAAGACAAAGGUAUUCAAGUAUGAUACCAAUCGACGGAAACGAUAAUAAAUUAUUAGGAAUCGUUGAAAGUCCACAGAAUUAUGAAACUUUUCCUUCAAGUGAGUCUGGAGUUACCCCAAUAGUCAACACAAAGAUUGCUGAUAGUUAUUUUGUAAUAGAAAAUAAUAUUCGAGUUAUCGAAAUUGAGAGCAUGGUUCAACAAAUAGUUUCAUUUCUUAAUGGUAGCAUUUUUAAGGGUGUAGAAUUAAAAGAAAUCAUUCUUGACUUUAUUCAAGAUAGGAAAAAAAGAUGAGUAUUUUUGGGUUGCCAAGAAUAUUCAUUAUUCACUAAGUCUCCGUCUGAUUCUCUAGUAAAAAGAAGAGCGGAGCUCGAACCACUCACUAAAAGAAGGACAAUGUCAAACGGGGAAACUCAAAAACUUAAUAACCAGGAGCAAGGUUUAAAUAAUAUGCCAACUGACGAUCAAAGGGAAACCGCAGAUGAAGACCAGCCUAAAGCAACUUUUUCAUCUUUAAAUUCAAGCCCCAAGAUUGUCCACACUUCUCAAAACCCAAUUGAAAAUGAAUUUUUUCAAAAAUUUAACAAAGUUAACCAAAAAUUAGACCAAAUUAUAAAAUUAAAGCCGCAAAAUGUAAGAACGAUGAACUUGAAAGAGCAAAGCAUAAAAGCUUACCAAAAUAGAUUUUCUAUCAGCAAUGUAAAUGGUGAAGCAAGCGACACUGAAGGACAGCUAUCAGAAAGGCCUGCAACCCAAUGUCCUUAUAAAUCCGCUGGAGCGACUUCCUUGUGGAAUGAUAAAUCAAAUGAGUAUAUUAAUAAAUGUUUCUUAGAAAUCAUAGGAAGGAUUGACGAAAUGAACAUGAACACUGAGCUUUUGAGAAUAAAAAGGCAAAACCUUGUAAGAAAAUACGGAGGGGAAGAGUUUUGGUAUCAGUUUAUAAAUGAAUUAUAUGAUAAAGUUAUGGCUUAUGAGUGUCUCAGAAGAUAUUUCAAGUCUUCAAAUUUAGUGAUGAUCAUUGGUGGGAUGCUUAAGCUGUUUAAUGGAUGUGCCACGUUGGAGUUUCGAAGAAAAAUAAAAGCAGCCCAUGAGUUUUUAGGGAUUUCGGAAAAAGACUUUUUCCUGUACACAACUUUGUUCGAGGACACUUUGAGGUCAUUUAAAAUUGACGCUGAAGAUAGGCAGUCAAUUAUGACCCAAAUCAAAUCAAUGAAAUGCUUAAUUUGUAGGCAGUCUUUUCGGUAG
Blepharisma stoltei is the source of this 2928-nucleotide messenger RNA. NCBI's taxonomy places the organism in Eukaryota, Ciliophora, Heterotrichea, Heterotrichida, Blepharismidae. The record is from the annotation of a GenBank genome assembly.